AGUCAUCUAUUCUGCGGUUCAGGGUUCAGUCCACUGUCUGUCGGGCGUCGCGAGACACCACGCGUCUCGUCGGCGAGUGGAUGACCAAAAUGAGUUUAUGUGAUUUAAAGUGACUUUCAUUAUAAGAAAAGUUUUCUAUUACUUACAAGUUUACCUACUAUUAUAUUUAUACUAAAUAAGCUGUAAGUAUAUCUUUAAGUACAUCGGAGUUAAGAGGAAAAUGUGGACUAAUAGAUAAUUUAGUGAAAGAAAUAUUUUAAUUGAGUGGUAUUAUAAUAUCUAUUUACUGACUUUUACGAGCCGGCAUCGUUCUUCAUUUGAAACCGUGAGCAUGCCGGAUCCAGUGCUGUCAGUGUUCGGGCUAUGGGACUACGUUAUCAUGGCAGCGACCAUGGUGGCGUCAGUCGCCAUCGGCCUCUACUUCCGGUUCACGGGCGGCAAGCAGGCGACUAACGAGGAAUAUCUUCUGGCAGACCGAAACAUGUCAAUAUUGCCGGUAGCAGUAUCCUUGAUGGCUUCCUUCAUAUCAGCUAUAACACUCCUCGGGGUAUCUUCGGAGAACUAUUACUACGGAAUGCAUUUCAUUGUCAUCAACUUUGCGUACGGCAUCGCAACUCCGAUUGCAACUCAUCUAUACCUGCCAGUAUUCUUCGGACUCUUGAAGACCAGUACAUAUGAGUACUUGGAGCUCAGAUUCGGGCCUCAUAUAAGGCUUCUCGCGUCUCUCACAUACACGUUACAAAUGGUGCUUUAUAAUGGGAUAGUAUUAUACGCACCGGCCAUUGUCUUGGAAUCUGUGACGGGAUUGGACAGGCUAGUGUCAAUACUGGUGGUGGGAUUGGCAUGCACUUUCUACUCGACGCUAGGAGGCAUGAAGGCAGUGCUGUUCACGGAUAUCUUGCAGUCGUUGCUGAUGUUCGUCGCUGUAUUUAGCGUAGUUGUUUUCGCCGCUAUUGAAGUCGGAGGCUUUGGUCAGAUAUUCGUAUUGGCUAAAGAAGGUGGACGCUUGGACUUUACCAAUUUCAGCGUAGAUCCAACAGAGAGACACACAUGGUGGUCCCUGAUGAUCGGUGGAGUUUUCAUGUAUUUGUCUCUAUAUGGAGUUAACCACACCCAGGUACAAAGGUUAUUGACAGUUAGUACGCUGAAGCGAUCUCAACACUGUCUGUGGUGGUCGUGGCCAGUCACUUUGGCCCUGAGUACGUGUACCUGUUUAUCCGGUCUUGGCAUCUACGCCGUGUACAGAACAUGCGAUCCACUCACCACUGGCAAAAUUGCUGCAAUGGAUCAGUUGAUGCCUUACUACGUGGUGCAGCAGAUGAAGGGCGCACCGGGGCUGGCAGGGUGGUUCGUCGCUGGUAUAUUCAGUGCUUCACUCUCCACUAUAUCAGCAGCUUGCAAUUCCCUCGCUGCCGUCACUUUGCACGAUUAUGUUAGCAAGUGGUGCAUAGUCCGUGCAUCGUACCUACCGUGGCUGACAAAGAUGAUGGCAUGCGUGUACGGGCUGUUGUUCCUCGCGCUGGCAUUCCAAGCGGAACAUCUGGGCGGCGUGCUGCAGGCCGCGCUCACUAUAUUUGGUGCUGUUGGUGGACCGCUGCUUGGAGUCUUCACGCUUGGAAUGUUUACCACAUUCGCCAACGAAGCGGGUGCCUGCUUAGGGUUAUUGAGCGGCAUGGCACUGACGUUAUGGAUGAGUUUCGGUGGCCCGCGGCCGUCACCGACCAAGCUGCCCUUGCAAGUGGACGGCUGCCCUUUCAACACGACUCUACCAGACAUUGCGCCAAUGGAUACUAAUGAUUACUUCUACCUGUACAAGAUCUCGUAUUUGUGGACCAGUCCUGUGGGGUUUCUGUGGGUAAUGGUGGCUGGUUCACUGGUAUCUCUGGUGUGGCGACAGCAGCAGCCGUGGCAGCGCGCAGGCCACAUACACCCCGACCCCACGCUCUUCACCCCGCCGCUCGCCAACAUACUGCGCAGACGCGCAGACACCACGAGAAAUCCGCCAUCCAGGAAUGUGGCCAAAAAUAGAGAAGCAAUAAAAAGAAUCGUUUGAGUUCUUGUUUUGAUUCACAUUAAGUAUACGAAAGAGAGAAGGUUAAUGACGAUACGACAGCUAUAGCAAAAGCUAUUAUUUAAUAGGUGAUAC
Molecule: messenger RNA, 2146 nt
Organism: Pectinophora gossypiella (pink bollworm)
Lineage: Eukaryota; Metazoa; Arthropoda; Insecta; Lepidoptera; Gelechiidae
Product: putative sodium-dependent multivitamin transporter
Exons: 10
Coding region: 332-2053 (573 amino acids)
Biological process (GO): transmembrane transport; sodium ion transport
Cellular component (GO): membrane
Molecular function (GO): symporter activity
Source: RefSeq, a predicted model, not a curated record